AUGUUUUGGGGUUUAAUAUUGCAACCAAAUAGGAAAUAUAUUCUACAUGAAGUUGAUAUGUCAUUCCAUAUAUCUAUGGCAGUUUUACAUACUAUAAUUGACGAUAAUCAGACAGUAAAUGUGAUGGUAUCUAAAGAGGAUGAUAGUAAUAAUGAGGAUGAAGAUGAAGAUUCUGAUGAUGAAGAUGAUGAUUAUAGUAAAUUGAAGUCAUCUAAGAAAACUAUUGAUGAUUUUGAGAAUAAAAAAAAAAAAAUAAAGGGCGAUAAUAGCUUUGAAUAUAAUCCUCGUAAAAAACUUAAAAAAAAUAAAGAUACAGUAGUAGAAACUAAGAAGCAAAGUAAAAACCAACGUGGGGAAACAUUAACGAAAGAAAAUUUUCAAAUAAAAAAGCAUAAAAAGAAGUCGGCAUUUGUUAAAAUAAUAGACAUAAAGAAAGGGACUGGAGCUAUUGCAAAAGAGGGAAAGAUGGUCUCAAUUUACUAUGUUGGUCGAUUAAAGAACGGCGAUAAAUAUACUGAAAAAAGAAGUGGAAAUGGUCUUCAAUUUACAGUUGGAAAAAAUGAGGUGGUCGAAGGAUUGAACGUAGGUGUAGAAGGCAUGAGAGUUGGUGGAAAGAGACGAAUUUUAGUACCUCCAAGCUUGGGAUACGGCAAAAAAGGUUUCCUUCCUUAUGUUCCUCCCAACAGUAACAUAAUUUUUGAAGUAGAACUAAAAUAUGUUCGUUAA
Molecule: messenger RNA, 726 nt
Organism: Polistes canadensis
Lineage: Eukaryota; Metazoa; Arthropoda; Insecta; Hymenoptera; Vespidae
Product: 46 kDa FK506-binding nuclear protein-like
Exons: 2
Coding region: 1-726 (241 amino acids)
Cellular component (GO): chromatin; nucleolus
Molecular function (GO): macrolide binding; peptidyl-prolyl cis-trans isomerase activity
Source: RefSeq, a predicted model, not a curated record